Messenger RNA from Oncorhynchus kisutch (coho salmon), 4864 nucleotides. RefSeq lists its product as uncharacterized. Gene Ontology annotation, biological process: immune response-regulating cell surface receptor signaling pathway. The transcript has 6 exons. Gene Ontology annotation, molecular function: signaling receptor activity. The record is from RefSeq and is a predicted model, not a curated record. Bases 435 to 1460 code for a protein of 341 amino acids. Lineage: Eukaryota; Metazoa; Chordata; Actinopteri; Salmoniformes; Salmonidae. Gene Ontology annotation, cellular component: plasma membrane.
UCAGAGCUGAAGAAUGUCACUGUACCCUGCUAUUACAUCUGCAACCUUGUGCAUGUGACUAAUAAACCUAAUCUCAUCUAUAGUGUUCACCACAGCCAACUUUAUGUAGAUGAGAGAGGAUGAAGCACAUGGGGAGGGAGAGAAAGAGUGAAAGAGAGAGUAGGUGAAGGAAGUAAAACGGAAGAAAUGUUACCACAAACACUUGAGCAGUGACGGAGACACUCUGAUGCUGGGCUGUGUUAAGACUGAUGUGAUAGACAUUUAAAAUUGAGGAAGAGAGAGUUAGAGAGAGAGAGAGAGAGAACAGACAGUGUAUUUCACUCACUCUUACAAACACACAGAGAGAUGAUCAUCUACCAAUGCUGUGGCUGUCUUCCUAAACCACCUCUGGUGUAACCUGUUGAUUGUAGAAGGCCGGUGGGCUACAAGUCACCAUGGGGCCCCGUGACUGCUUGUCCUGGACCAGCCUACCUCUCAGCAUCCUGGCUGUGCUUCUCUUCCACCGGGAUGCCAAUGGUCAAGGUUCUGAUUGUUUCCCAGAGAUUAGAGUGACACGGAACACAGUAUGGAGAGCUUCAACUGGGAAACAACUGAAGAUGAACUGUUCUGUUUUCUGUUCCAACUCACCACCACCACCAUCACUAUGGUGUAAGGUUGAUGAAUCAAACAACUGCAAUACUGUCAACACAACAACUCUCAUUCAAAAACAGUUGACAAAUUUGACAAACACUACAUGGAUCUCAUUUCUGACUUUCAAAAACAUAUCCAGAGGUGAUGCUGGUCUAUACAGGUGUAAAUUACACACGGCUGUGGGUCAUUCUAUCAAUGUUAUCGUCUCAGAGAGAAUUGAAGACACCACAGAUUUAUAUCAGAACAAUGAAACAAACAGUACAGUGAGUCAGAGUGACAGCUUCCUGGAGUGGGUGUGGCCUUAUGUUUACUCCUCGGCUGGGAUUAUGGUGUUUGUCAUCGUGGUGAUAACCAUAUCCAUGCUCUCAAUGCAUGGUUGUAAAGGUGCCUGUCCGGCCAGGAAGUCAAGGAAUGAGGACCAAACAGAGAACCAGUAUAUGGCUAUACCAAUGACCCAGCAAGCAUUCCCACGACCCAACCCACAAUCCCACCACAGAGGAAGCAUCCGAUCCCACCAAUCCCAGGACCGGCUCCAAGCCCGGCCCCAAGCCCAGGCACAAGCCCAGCCCACCCCACCGCCGGACUGUAUCUAUGACAACGCACCUGCCAGGGGCCCACGUCGCACUCAUCCGGCACCCGGCCAAGCUGCAGCCAAUCAGGUAGCUGUCCCGGUGGACACGGACAAUACCUAUAGCAACGGGAAGGAGAAAGAGGAAGAGAGUGAUAUCAUGUACGCAGCGCUAAACCAUCAGGUAAAGCCUCGAGCCGCUGCGCGCCCUGCACAGCCUCAGGUAGAGGGCUCAGAGUACGCAGCCAUACGAGUGUCCUGAGCCCUGGAACCAGGAAGUAAAACUCCUCUUCCCAGAGGGUCACAGUCCUACUGGUCUUUGUUUCUCCCUGAUUACGAGAAGGGGGUCACUGCGUCCCAAAAUGGCGACCGGAGUAUGGGCGAAUGGGUGUGUCAAAAGGGAAGUAGUGGGUAUGUGAAAAGGAAUGGGUGUGUCAAAGGGGAAGUAGUAGGUGUGUGGAAAGGAAUGGGUGUGUCAAAAGGGAAGUAGUAGGUGUGUGGAAAGGAAUGGGUGUGUCAAAAGGGAAGUAGUAGGUGUGUGGAAAGGAAUGGGUGUGUCAAAAGGGAAGUAGUAGGUGUGUGGAAAGGAAUGGGUGUGUCAAAAGGGAAGUAGUAGGUGUGUGGAAAGGAAUGGGUGUGUCAAAAGGGAAGUAGUAGGUGUGUGGAAAGGAAUGGGUGUGUCAAAAGGGAAGUAGUAGGUGUGUGGAAAGGAAUGGGUGUGUCAAAAGGGAAGUAGUAGGUGUGUGGAAAGGAAUGGGUGUGUCAAAAGGGAAGUAGUAGGUGUGUGGAAAGGAAUGGGUGUGUCAAAAGGGAAGUAGUAGGUGUGUGGAAAGGAAUGGGUGUGUCAAAAGGGAAGUAGUAGGUGUGUGGAAAGAAAUGGGUGUGUCAAAUCGUCUGCUAUAGGUUAGACGGUUUUGAUUGAGCUGGAUUUUUUUCUCUUCUGUUUCUUGCCACUCAACCAGACUGUGACACACAACUAGGUGCUAUCAUCAACCAAAAAGGGUUAUUUGUCUGUCCUCAUAAGAGAACCCUUUGAAGAACCCCCUUUGGUUCCAGGUAGAACCCUUCUGGGUUCCAUGAAGAACCCUUUCCACAGAGGGGUCUGCAUGGAAUCCAAAAGAGCUCUACCUAGAACCAAAAAGGGUACUCCUAUGGGGACAGCCGUAAAACCCUUUUGGAACCCUUUCUUUCUAUGAGUGUACCUCACAUUGAGCUACCAUACUGCGAGAGAUGGGACAUCUAUUUUUAAGCCAGAGGAUGAGUCUGAGUGUUAGAAUUACAUGAAUAAUUGUACAUUUUCCGGUUUAAAACUGAAGAUUGUUUAUUGGGGCGGCAGCUAGCCUUGCGUUGGGUCAGUAUCUGAAAGGUUGCUAGAUCAAAUCCCAGAGCUGACAAGGUCAAAAUCUGUUGUUCUGCCCCUGAACAAGGCAGUUAACCCACUGUUCCUAGGCCAUCAUUGUAAAUAAGAAUGCGUUCUUAACUGACUUGCCUAGUGCCCUAAAUAUUAAAUAAAACAGUAUUGAUGAUGGGUGUACUGUUGCUUUAUGGGUUGUACGCAUGUUCCUACUGUGACUGUCACCCUGAUAUAUUACUGUGACUGUCACCCUGAUAUAUUCCUGUGACUGCCACCCUGAUAUAUUACUGUGACUGUCACCCUGAUAUAUUACUGUGACUGUCACCCUGAUAUAUUACUGUGACUGCCACCCUGAUAUAUUACUGUGACUGUCACCAUGAUAUAUUACUGUGACUGUCACCCUGAUAUAUUACUGUGACUGUCACUCUGAUAUAUUACUGUGACUGCCACCCUGAUAUAUUACUGUGACUGUCACCCUCAUAUUACUGUGACUGUCACUCUGAUAUAUUACUGUGACUGUCACACUGAUAUAUUACUGUGACUGCCACCCUGAUAUAUUACUGUGACUACCACCCUGAUAUAUUACUGUGACUGUCACUCUGAUAUAUUACUGUGACUGUCACUCUGAUAUAUUACUGUGACUGUCACACUGAUAUAUUACUGUGACUGUCAACCUGAUAUAUUACUGUGACUGUCACUCUGAUUUAUUACUGUGACUGUCACCCUAAUAUAUUACUGUGACUGUGACUGUCACACUGAUUUAUUACUGUGACUGCCACCCUGAUAUAUUACUGUGACUACCACCCUGAUAUAUUACUGUGACUGUCACUGAUAUAUUACUGUGACUGUCACUCUGAUAUAUUACUGUGACUGUCACCCUCAUAUUACUGUGACUGUCACUCUGAUAUAUUACUGUGACUGCCACCCUGAUAUAUUACUGUGACUGUCACCCUCAUAUUGACUAGGUAGCUACUUCCCACACCGUUGCUGGACAGUAGUGCCUGUCAUACGAGAGCGAACGGUACUGGGUCCUGUGUUCUUGUUUUUCAUGCGUGCCCUCUCCAUUGAGUAGUAGACUGUAUGUACUGUAUGUAUCAAGAUGGUUAUCAAUAUUAGUUACUUCUUGUGUCUUUUAAAUAAAAUAAUUUGAGAGAAAACAUUGCCACGUUAGCUGCCGCCUGCAACAUGACCACGAUACCAGUGGCAAUCGGUGCCAUUUAAGAUUCUUAUUAUUUUAACCUUUAUUUAACCUGGCAAGUCAGUUAAGAACAAAUUCUUAUUUACAAUGAUGGCCUGCACCGGCCAAAACCGGACGACGCUGGGCCUAUUGUGCACCUCCCUAUGGGACUCCCAAUCACCUCCAGUUGUGAUACAGCCUGGAAUUGAACCAGGGUGUCUGUGGUGACGCCUCAAGCAUGGAGAUGCAGCGCCUUAGACCGCUGCGCCACUCGGGAGCCCCGAUGAGGGAUGAGCAUGGCCUUAUUUCUGUUACAGCUUAUUGGAUGACUGUCAUUCAUAUUCCAUUCACCCAGUUCAAUGUAACAUCGAUAGGUUUAGGCUACUACAUGAUAGUCAAAUCUUCCCUAUACUCAUCAUGAGGUUUCCUCAACCUAGACUAUGAAUGAAAGCUACACCAUGGUGCUGUUUAGGCUACUGUAGACCAACACUGCAAAACAGUGUGUUUUAAUCAAUUAUUUGGUGACUUGAAUACAUUUAGUCUAGUUUUAUCUAAAAAGGCUUACUUCUUAAUAUUUUGCUAUUAAAAUGUUUAUGAAAUUCACUGAGGAAGAUGUUCCUCCCCUUCCUCCUCUGAGGAGCCUCCACUGCAUGAUACCCAGUAGGAAGGACUUCGGCAGGCAUGUCGAUACAACCCCGGUGCACUGGUCCGGCUUAUCGACUCUUCUUGUAGCCCAAUCAGCCACGUAAAACGGUAUUCAGUAGCAACAAAUCUGCCCAAUUAGCUAAUAAUCCAUACACCCACUCUCUCAUACUUUGGUCGCCAUAUUGGGCUGCAGAUACCCCUUCGUGGUAUUACAGAAAUAGAUCAGCUGGCUGCAUCGAACUUUGAACUUCCACCAAUGAUAAUGUCAGUUUUAACUAUGGCCUUUUGGGUACAACUUUCUUACAGAGGUUGAUUUUUGAGGCCUACAUGAAAUAUUCCACUGCACUGUAAUUAGGUGGAAAUCAGUUGACUGUGAAUGUAACUGUGAUUGAUUGUUUUGUUUAAUGCAGUUUUCUGUGAUUUGCGUGUUUCCUAUUUAAACAAAUAAUCAGAUUUGAUUUACUAUAAUAUAAUUUUCACUGCAAUAUUA